AUGUCCCAGUCAAUGUGGGCUCAGAGCUCCCCGUCAGCGUUGAGCUCACCUACUAGUAGUAAAGGUACUAAAGGGCUUCAAGAUGUGUUCAAGGAAUAUCACCCUCCAAAUGGUCGCAUGUGGGCACCUCACUUUCCAGUAUACGGCAGAUCAGGAAAUGGAUUUCCAAACGAUGGUACAUCAGAUUACCGCAAUGUCAUAUUCCAGAUGCUUAUGCACUGUCCCCCAUUUAUCAACUGGCUCGAGAACUACAUGCUGGAGCAUAUUGGAGUCAAUCAGGACGAUUUACUACCAGAAAGUCAAAGUCAAGUUGGACUCAUUCCCAUUGAUGAUUUGAUUUGUCGAACUCGAGGCGAGGAGUGUUACUUAUGCUCAAUCUGGACAAUUUACGCUACUUACUGGACCGAACGUCCGUCGAAAGAUCCUUGGUUCAUGAAUGAGGACUUGUCUGAGGAUCAUUACAGAACUCUUUUCAAUAACAUGUGGGAUAGGAUCUUUGCCGAAUGGAGUGAGACUGAAGAUCAUGUUGAUGGACAACAGGAUCCUGCAGAGUUUUGGCCGGUUCUUGUUAACAUAUUGCGUGCUGAAAUCGAUCCACAGAGUCUGAAAGCUAUAAACCAAUUUGAUCGAAUUUUUGAUCUCCCAAUGCUUUCCAAGUGCGCGUGUCAAGGCUCUGGGGCUUGUAGUGAACCUCACUAUGUAGAGCACCAGGAGUCGAUGUUGCGCGUGGAUUUUCCUCUUCAUUCUAACAAAGCCGGAUAUAAGUUCUCCGUGCAAGGGGCACUCAACGAGUUUUUUAGUCGCAAAAUUGAAGUCACUGGCAAGUGUGAGGCUUGCAAGAAUCGUGGACAGCAGACGGAAGUUAUCGCAUUUCCACCCGAGGUUCUCUUUGUGCAAGUCAACCGAAUGAUCCAGGACAAUGAUGAGCCAAAGAAGAGCUUACGGCAAAUCCAACUUGUGGAGAAGCUAGAGUUCGAUGUUGAGCAUUUUGAUCCACGCUUAAACUUGACUACUGAAAACGCAAGGUGUCAUUAUGAACUGUUUUGGGUGGCGAUGCACCGGGGUGAGAGCCUCCAAGAAGGUCACUAUGAUUGUUAUGCCAAGGGACGCAAGCAGUGGUCGAUGUUUGAUGAUGAUCAAAGCUGGCCAAUCGACAAGUAUGAGGACUUUGCACAUACUAGAGACGCCGAGCAGCAGGCUUACAUUUUGGGAUAUCGUCGAUAUAUCCCCGAAAAUCGACAAAGUCACCCGACAAUUGUUUUCAAUCCAGAUGGCAUGCGAGAAGACCCAAUGGACUUGGAUGUACCUGAAACUGAGAAUUUGACCGAAGAGGAGAAACAAGAGAGAGAGAUGCUGAACCUGUCACAUUGGACCGCACAGGACUUCGAAAGGGCAAAGAGGCUGAUGAUCACGUUUACUGAUGUCGAUGGAUCAUUUACUCGGUCUGUUGAUCUCGUCGGCUUCGCAAUAGAUCCACUCAAAAAGAGAGCAAUGCAUCUGAUAGGGUUCCCCAGUUCGACAACCGGCACUUUGGAGUUGACCUUGUUUGAUAGGGACAACCAUAUAAUUGAGAGCUGCUCAAUGGAUGGGUACUUAAAAGAUGAGGGGACCGAGAAGCGGCGUCGAGACCACAUAAGGGCUGGAAUUAUUGCUGAUCGGAAGCGUCGACUCGGAUUGAUGACACCUGACGAGAAGUCCAAUGUGAAGAAGCCUGCGAACAAUAGACCCCUAGGAAUGAGGACGCUUGCCGAUCCUUCCCAAACGAGACCAUUUGAUAUUAAAGAUAUUAUUCUGGCUCAUAGGCCCAAGACUGAGGCCCAACAGAGAGAGCAAAUGGAGAAGGAAAAGCAGGAGAAAGAAGAGAAGGAGAAGAAAGAAAAGGAGGGAAAGGAGAAGGAGGAUAAGAAGAAAGAGGGAGAGGCAAAGACAGGGAAGGAGAGUAGAAGGAGCAGCUUAAAGCAGAGCGCGGACAAGUUGAAGGAUAAGAUAAGAGAGGUUUUGAAGCCAAAGGAUUCAGGAGUGAAGAAGAAUGGAAAAGAGAAGAAGGAUAAGAAGGAUAAGAAAAAGAACAAGAAGAAGCAUAAGAAGAAGAAUGGGAAGAAGUCCAAGGAUGGUGACUCUUCUUCCCAUAGUGAAAUGUCAGAAGGCUGA
This is a messenger RNA of Penicillium malachiteum, 2151 nucleotides long. RefSeq names its product ubiquitin carboxyl-terminal hydrolase. Gene Ontology annotation, biological process: protein deubiquitination. The record is from RefSeq and is a predicted model, not a curated record. NCBI's taxonomy places the organism in Eukaryota, Fungi, Ascomycota, Eurotiomycetes, Eurotiales, Aspergillaceae. The coding region runs from base 1 to 2151 and encodes 716 amino acids. The transcript is spliced from 3 exons. Gene Ontology annotation, molecular function: cysteine-type deubiquitinase activity.